Messenger RNA from Leptopilina boulardi, 594 nucleotides. RefSeq lists its product as uncharacterized. Lineage: Eukaryota; Metazoa; Arthropoda; Insecta; Hymenoptera; Figitidae. The record is from RefSeq and is a predicted model, not a curated record. Bases 1 to 594 code for a protein of 197 amino acids. The transcript has a single exon.
AUGAAAAGCUUGGUUUCCUUAACACCACCUCAACUUAACCGUGCUGAAAAUUCAGGAGUUUUGAAUGUGGAAUUGAAUACAAGAAUGUCAUUACAAGAUGGAUAUUUUGAUGUAUCAAUACCACUUGGUAUGAUUUUUGGUUUUGCUGAAGAUUAUAAAAAAAUUGUUAUGAAUGCUAAACAUGAACUGAUUUUAAUAAGAGCACGUAGUGAUUUAAAUUCUAUUAUUCAAAUGGGCGAAAGUGCAGAUGAACAGUUCAAAGUACAAAUUAAUAAAGUGGAAUGGUUAGUGCCAUAUGUUUUACCAUCUGAUAAUUAUAAAAUCAAAUUAUUGAAAUUUAUCGAGAAAGAUUUACUAAUAUCAAUGAGUUUUCGAUCGUGGGAAAUGUUUGAAUAUCCUUUAAUUCCCUCAAGUACAAGAGUCAUGUGGCAAAUAAAAUCGCCAACACAAUUAGAAAAGCCUCGAUAUGUAAUUGUUGGAUACCAAACAGGAAGAAAAGAUAAACGUAAAAAGUCUGCCAGUUAUUUUGAUCACUGCGACAUUACAAAUGUAAAACUCUUUUUAAAUUCACAAUCAUAUCCUUAUGGAAAUUAA